Molecule: messenger RNA, 2379 nt
Organism: Eruca vesicaria subsp. sativa (arugula)
Lineage: Eukaryota; Viridiplantae; Streptophyta; Magnoliopsida; Brassicales; Brassicaceae
Source: the annotation of a GenBank genome assembly
CUUCAUCACACUUGUUUCCAUCGCUUAAAAUUUGAUCGCUAGUCUUCUUCGUCGUCGUCUUGUUCAGAUUGAAAUCAAUGGUACUCGGAGCUGCAGCGCGUGUAGCCAUCGUCGGCUGCCGUAGGCUCGUCUCCUCAUCACAUGCUCCCCUCCUCGUCUCUUCUCAGUCUCGCCAGAUGAGUACGGAUGCACGAAGCGUUUCCGAGAAGCUUAGGAACUCAGGUCUUUUACGAACGCAAGGUCUAAUAGGAGGGAAGUGGAUUGAUUCGUAUGACAAGACUACAAUCAAGGUUAACAAUCCAGCAACAGGUGAAAUUGUGGCUGAUGUUGCAUGUAUGGGAGUUAAAGAGACGAACGAUGCUAUUGCUUCUUCUUACGAAGCAUUCCAAUCUUGGAGCAGACUGACUGCUGGAGAGAGGAGUAAAGUUUUGAGGAGAUGGUUUGACCUCCUGGUUGCACACAAGGAAGAACUUGGACAACUUAUAACUUUGGAGCAAGGAAAACCACUAAAGGAGGCUAUAGGAGAGGUCGCAUAUGGGGCAAGUUUUAUUGAGUACUAUGCGGAGGAGGCAAAACGUGUAUACGGUGAUAUAAUUCCUCCUAAUUCGUCUGAUCGCCGGUUGUUGGUCCUAAAACAGCCUAUUGGUGUUGUUGGCGCUAUUACACCUUGGAACUUUCCCUUAGCCAUGAUUACUCGAAAGGUUGGUCCUGCUCUGGCUUCUGGUUGCACGGUGGUUGUUAAACCAUCUGAACUUACGCCCCUGACAGCACUUGCUGCGGCUGAACUUGCACUUCAAGCUGGAGUUCCUCCAGGUGCACUUAAUGUGGUCAUGGGAAAUGCUCCUGAAAUUGGGGAUGCUUUGCUUUCGAGUCCACAGGUGAGGAAAAUCACGUUCACAGGAUCAACAGCAGUUGGGAAGAAGUUGAUGGCAGCUGCUGCACCUACUGUCAAGAAGGUUUCUCUAGAACUUGGCGGCAAUGCACCCUCCAUAAUAUUUGAUGAUGCAAACCUGGAUGUAGCAGUAAAAGGAACGCUUGCAGCGAAAUUUAGGAAUAGUGGUCAGACAUGUGUUUGUGCGAACAGAGUACUUGUGCAAGAUGGUAUCUAUGAUAAAUUUGCUGAGGCCUUUUCUGAAGCGGUUCAAAAAUUAGAAGUAGGAGAUGGCUUUAAGGAGGGGACAACCCAGGGUCCACUCAUAAACGAUGCAGCAAUUCAGAAGGUAGAGUCUUUUGUGCAAGAUGCUGUUUCCAAGGGAGCAAAAGUCCUUCUCGGUGGCAAAAAGCACAGUCUAGGGAUGACUUUUUAUGAGCCUACUGUUAUCCGCGAUGUUACGAGUAACAUGAUCAUGUCUAAGGAGGAGAUUUUCGGACCAGUAGCUCCCCUUAUUCGGUUCAAAACUGAGGAGGACGCUAUCAGAAUCGCCAAUGACACUAUUGCAGGACUUGCUGCUUAUAUAUUCACAAACAGUGUGCAACGAUCGUGGCGUGUCUCUGAAGCACUUGAAUACGGACUUGUAGGGGUGAACGAAGGAAUCAUAUCAACAGAGGUGGCUCCAUUCGGGGGAGUGAAGCAGUCUGGUCUUGGAAGGGAAGGAUCCAAGUACGGUAUGGACGAAUACCAUGAGAUCAAAUACAUAUGCAUGGGAGAUAUGAACAGACAGUGAUUUGGUUUGUUAAAUAGCUUGGAAACGGUCAGUUCCUCCCCCACUUAUAUAUCCUUCCAAUAAGGGUUUCGAGGUUUCUUAUUAAGAAAUAAAGAAUUGGUCUACUUUGACCAAUAUGUUUUAGCAUGGUUCUUGAAUAAUAUUCUGAUCUUCUUUUUAAGUUGUUUUUUUUGUAAUAUUCUGACAAUUUCUGCUUCGUAUAUACUAAAAAGAGAGCGGUCUUGUUCUUGGAAGUCGAUGUGUGUCGUUUUAAUUUUAUUUUGCAUCAUUAUCUUAUUAUAUAAAACACAUACACGUCCCAUGUGCUGUUAACUGCUGAUUAGGAGACUUGUAGCAUUCAGUUAAUUGCUGAUUAAAGAGCACUAGGUUAACUGCACUCAGGUAUGGUUUUAAAAUAGCGUUAGAAAUACGUGGUUCUAUGCCGAACUUGUGAUGUUAUUUUCUUUAACGUUUUUUUUUUAAGUGGAGGAAAGAUAAGAAGAGCGGAAGGAAUAUAUUCAUUUCGGAGAAGAAAUUCUAAAGCACCAUAAAAAGAUGCUUGAAGUUCAAGCAACCAUGGCCUCAAUUUUUUUGAACCGACUUGCUUUAUUGUCAUCAAUUUAUUUAUUUUCCGGCUUAUUUUUUUCUUUUUAAGUUCUUAGUUUGAACAGCAAUUAGCUAAAAGUUAAACAUUGUCUUUACUUGGACUAAAAUAUAACAAAAAAACUUUGCUUGC